AUGGAUAACUUUGAUAAUAAAGUGUUGUGUGUUGGUGUUGAUGUUAACAGUGUAAAGUAAGUUUGGCAGUACUAAAGUUGGGUUACGUGGAUUUAAAGGUAGAAAUUUGGUGAAACUAGGAUAGUGCUAGAAGUAAGCAAAGUAGAGUUAUAUUAAAACUAGGCAAAGUCUAGGAUAAAACGUUUAAUUAAAUUUCGCUUUAAUUUUUCAGAACAACUACAAUAACAACGUUUGGAAUGAUUCCUUUUAACCAAAACGCCUUAGUCAUCAAAACUAAAUCACAAAAAAAUUAUGAAGGGAAUUGGCUGUUGCCAGUAACAGGAAUUCAAGUAUAUAACAAACGCUUGGACACUGCACCUCUAUAUGCUGCCUUGUCAACCACUUCGUCUGACAUCAGUAUUGGAUGGAUGGUGUUCAGCCGCGUUAUUCAAGCUCUUGGAGCUUUUAGAUACAAAGAAAGUGAUCCAUAUAUGGUGUUAUGUUCUAGACAAACAGAAUUGACGAUAUAUUUUGAAGAUCGACCGGUCUCUAUACCAUUUGAUGCGUUUGCAGAAUCUACAGCUAACAAGAAUUUGUGUAAAAUUUUGAUAACGGAAAAUUAUUCAAAUACGGAAAUGUUUAUUGGUGCUAACUUGUUGAUCAAUAAUGGUCUCUGUUUGAAUCGAGAAACGGAAGAAAUUAGAAUUUACAAUAGUGCGGACACGGCUUUACAAGCUUCUGAUGAAGGUGUAAUUUACACUGAAACUUAUUAG
Molecule: messenger RNA, 752 nt
Organism: Bursaphelenchus okinawaensis
Lineage: Eukaryota; Metazoa; Nematoda; Chromadorea; Rhabditida; Aphelenchoididae
Source: the annotation of a GenBank genome assembly